This is a messenger RNA of Cuscuta campestris, 1551 nucleotides long. Lineage: Eukaryota; Viridiplantae; Streptophyta; Magnoliopsida; Solanales; Convolvulaceae. The record is from the annotation of a GenBank genome assembly.
CGGGGCCGUUCAUCUUCCCCGUCCGUUGUAAUCCGUACGAGAAUUGUAACAAUCUUAAAGUAGUAUUCAUAUUCGUGCGCAAUGGCGGGUAUGGACGGAUUCGGUUUUGACGCUCACACCGGAAACGGGAGUAGUUCUGAGACUCCGGUUGUGAACGUUUCGGCUGGAUUGGGUGGCUCUGCAGGGCAGACCACUCCGAUCAACAUUCCUUUUGGAUCGAGUGCGGCCAUGGGGCCCACUCCGAUCACCACCUUCGUUGGAUCGAGCGUGACUAUGGGGUCCGCUCCGGUCACCUCGGUUAUUGGACCAACCGCGGCUACGGCCGCAAUGGUCACCCCACUCAGACCGAAUAUGGCUUCGGCCAUACCGGUCAUUCCCUCACUUGGACCGAACACGGGUGUCUUCACAUCCGCACCGGUCGGACAUCCUACUGUCAUGCUGCCUACGAACUCUGUCAAAGAACCGGAAAAGUUCACAGGUGUUGGCUUUAAAAUAUGGCAGCAAAGGAUGUUAUUUUGGCUGACCACCCUCAACCUUGCGAGGUAUUUGAGAGAGGAUCCCCAUGUUGGGGGGGAGAACGCGGACGAGCCAACAGUUCAGGCUAAAGAGGCAUGGAUAGCGAAUAACUAUACGUGCCUUAACCUUAUCCUGAAUUGCUUGAGCGAUGCCUUAUAUGCUGUUUAUAGCAGGGCUACAUCCGCAAAGGAGUUAUGGUCUACACUGUCCAACAAAUACCAGGCCGAGGACGCCGGUACGAAGAAAUUCGUUUUCGGUAAGGUCUUGGAUUUUAAGAUGGUCGAUUCCAAACCCGUGGUCAGUCAAGCUGAAGAAUUGAUUCUCAUUUUUAAUGAGUGCACUGACGAGGGAAUGGGAGUCAGUGAGGCAUUCCAAGUGGCGGCGAUUAUUCAUGUGCUCCCGCCGACUUGGGAUGAGUUCUGGAGCUAUCUCAAGCUCAAACGGAAAGAAAUGACUUUAGAACAUUCGCUUGUUCGUCUCCGGAUCCGUGAAGAGGGUCUCACUCGCGAGAAGAAAGUAGCUGUUGCUAAGGCUAAUGUGGUGGAGCAUCCAUCCAAAGAGGGUUCUUCCAAAGGGCCAAAGCCAAAUAAGGACAAGAAAAAAAUUGGUCCUAAAGGAGGCGUCGCGAAGCCCAAGUUCACGGGGAAAUGCUUCAACUGUGGCAUUAUGGGCCACCGUUCUUUAGAGUGCCGCAAGAAGCCUCAGAAGAAGAAGCAGAAGAUGGAAGAAGCUCUCAGCUUGGAGCUAGAUGCCAUGGACCUUUGUGCUGUCGUGACAGAGGUCAACCUGGUCGAGUCUAACUCGAAAGAGUGGUGGGUUGACACUGGAGCCACUCGUCAUAUCUGCUCUAAUCGGGCCAUGCUCUUUGACCUUAAGGAGACUUCUGGCGACAAGGAUAAAGCGAGGUCACUGUGGGGGCGGUACCAGAACCUUCGGUCAGUCCCUUCUGUUCCUGCUGAAGACAGUGACUCCCGAAAACGAUGAGGUUUUCAACCGUGGGAUGUUGUCGACCCGAAAUCAAUUUUUCAUUCAUGU